AUGACGGACGGAGUGUGGCGUAGCUUCCGUUUCUUCGACAGCGAAGCCCUCGCGGCCGCCGCCUCCUUAGCGGAGCUCAACGUCGUGUGCACAUGCCUGACCCCCACCUCGCUCGUUGUGGGCGACUGCGAAGGUCAAGUGCUCUUCCUCGAACGCCAUCCCGCGUCGACGGCCACCUCGCCGCGGGGCAGGUGGUGUUUUCAGGCUUACGCGGGCCCGGUCACACACAUUCGAUACUGCGCAGUGCGCAACACCCUCAUCACGAUCGGCAGUGACGAUGCGGUCCACAACACGAUUUUGAGAGUCUGGGACCUUGACCAGCUCGUGGCCCUGUACCGAGGCCUUGUGGGCCUUGACCCAGCCGAUGUCUCAACUUCCAUUCCGGGAGCAUCAGCAGCCGAUGCCCCGCUCCGGUGGAGGCCGCCGUGCCAGGAGCACCGCAUUCUGCCCGUCAACAAAGGCGCGAGCGGCGGUGCUUCGAGUGCGCAUGCCACAGGCGACGAGGCCCCGCUGGUGACAAUUCUUCUGGAUGAGUCGAAGCAGCUGCAGUGCCACUUCAAGCCAUUCUCCACGGAUGCCGGCAUGCUUUCUCCAUUUCCCACCGGCAACUCCACUGGCAAGGGGCUCUCGCCGCGUGCAGGGGAGGCUGGCAGCACCGACGUCGUCUCGUGCGGCUCCAUCCGCUCUCCCGUCGUGGGCUUCGAUGUGGCGCCAGAUCUCUCCUGCGCCGCUGUCGGGCUCGUCACGCGCGACUGUGUAGUGUUGCAGGGGGAUCUGGCGAAGGAGCGGUCGGUUCGAGUGCUGACGAUCCGCAGCGGCCUCGCCAAAGGCGCUCUCACGUUUGUCGGACUCCCCAGCACGCAGUUCGUGACGUUGUGGGAGACCAAAGGCAGUGGGCAUGCAACCGACACCAGCGGCGGAAGCGCCAGCGCCUUCUCUUUUCUGACAGACAGUGCCCGCGCACUGACAAGGUCGGUGAAUGCAUCGAUGGUCAACUGUAGCGCUGGGGCGGCGGCAGCGGCGGGGGUGCAGGUGCUGUACACGGUCUACGAGGACGUGGUUACGUGCUGGGCGUUGCGAGCAAACGGCAACUGGUCCGAAUACCCCUGCCCCGCCCCCAGCGGUGGUGCUCCGCGUUUUGGAGCGGCGCUGACGUCACAUGGCGAGCUGCUCGUGCUGUGCAGACAGCCAGCAUCACACGUGACAACUGGCAGCCGUGUUGUGCGGUUCGGCCCCGCUAAUCCAGUCUCCAGCGCUCCCGUGCCGUACGACCCGACGAUGAAGUCAUGCGUGCAUCCGAUUCACGUCGACCACGUGCCGGGCCGCUGCUUCCUCUACACGCACCGUCAGUACCUCGUUCUGCUGGUGCAGCACGACGGAAGGCCAGAGCAGUUUCAGUUGCAGUGCUUUGACCUCGCCUAUCGCAUCCGUGGACUGAGUCGCCCGCAGGAGACGUACACAAACUGCGCCAUGGUCCUGGCAGACGGAACAGACAUGCUGGUGCUGUUUCUCGACCCGGCUGUGCGCACGCGGCAGCUCGCGUUGCGGGGUGUGCGGCUUCGCGAGGCAGACACGCAGACCAAGCUGGAGCUUCUCUUCAGCAAGGAAUGCUACGGCAUUGCGCAGCAGCUGGCACAGACGAUGGAAGGGGCCGACCCGACACUGCAGCUACGCAUCCGCAAGCGCUACGGCGACUACCUCUACGGCAAACACAAGUUUGACGAGGCCAUGGCCCAGUACGUGGGCACGAUCGGACACCUGGAGUCGUCCUACGUCAUUCAGCGGUACAUGGGCAGCGCGCACAUGGAGCAGCUCAUCCGCUACUUGGAGGAGCUGCACAACGAGAAGCACGGCGCCCACACCAACAUGGCGCACACAACGCUGUUGCUCAAGUGCUACAUCAAGCGCAAGGACGAAACUCGGCUCAAGGCGUUCAUCCACCGUGACGACGUGCGGUUUGAUGCAAAGAACGCCAUCGAGGUGUGCCGAGAGGGCGGAUACGCCGCGGCAGCGCUGUACAUUGCCGAUCGCUACGCCGCCGUGUACGACUGCGCGCGUAUUCGCUUGUACGACAUGCAAGAGCCUCUCGAGACACUGUCGUAUGUCCGCACGCUGGGGAUCGAUGAGGCGGAGCCGAUUUGCUCGCAGCUCGGCAAAGACCUUCUUCUUGCGGCCCCCCGCGCCACGACCGAGCUGCUAAUAGAGCUGUGUGUGCACUGGAAAGGGCCGGGACGGCGCCUAGUGGACGGGCCCGCUCUCCCUACGCCUGCGCCUGACACUACUCUUUUUCCCGCCUGCACGGGAGACGCGAUAGGAGGUGGGCCACGACACCCCCACCACGCGAACGCGUGUGCAUUCCUGCACAUCUUCGUCGACGCACCGGUGUGCCUUAUGAACUUCCUUCGCGCGGUGGUGGAGAGUGGUGUGCUGAAUGAGGAUGCCGCGGCACCAGCGCCCAUGCAGAUGACUGUGGAAGGCAACGCAGCCACGCCAUCGCCACCUGCACCGCCCUCUCCCACAGUGACACCGAGCCCGCAUACUGUGCUCUACAACACGCUGUUGGAGCUUUACAUGACUCGUGAACUGAAGAGCACGCUUCGACUGGUGCCCCAAGCAUCAGCAGCAACGGCCGGUGGUGUCUUGAGCGCUGACGCGACGACCGAGUUCCCAUUGGAGCCGUACGAGCGACGGCUGGAGCAGGCGCGGACGUUUCUGGAGGCGUACAAGGGCCGCUACGACCACUACCUCGCGCUGACUCUGGCCCAUCAGCACCGUUUCGAGGACGGCAUUCUGUACCUCCUCCGUCUCCUCGGACUCUCGGAGGAGAUCCUCGACUACUACGGCGCCAAGCUGAACGACCCCAACUCUACCCCGGCUGAGAGGCGCGAGGCGACUGCGAAGCUCUUCCAGGCGUGUCAGGAGAGGCCGGCUGCCGACAGCAGCACGACCACCAUGUGGAUGACGCUUCUGUCGCAACUCAUGCGCACUGCGACGACGGAAUCGCUCGACAUUGUGAAGGUGCUGGACUACAUUGAGGCCCACGACGCGCUAUCGCCGGUGGUGGUCCUGGAGAUACUGCGCAAGUGCCCUGAAAGUACUCUCGAUCUGCGCACCGUGCGGAACUACUGCCAGCGGUGCCUGCUAAAGCAGACGCAGCAGUUGCAGGAGGUGCUAGCACAGACGUCGCAGAGACUCGGCGAGAUGGAGCGCAUCAAGAAGGAGGUUGUCGCUCUGCAGACCUCGGCUGUCGUCUUCCAGGCGACCACGUGUGCGCACUGCCAUCAAGCGCUUGACACUCCCACGGUGUACUUCAUGUGCAAGCACGCCUUCCACCACCGCUGCCUCUAUACAGCGGCGGAGUGCAACGUAUGCGCGGCGGCCCAUCGCAGUCAGCUCGACGCCAUCAGAGAGGAGGAGCAGCGAGACCUGCAGCUGCAGAACCCGAGCAGCUUUGCAGCACAUUUCUUUCAGGACAUGAAGUGCGGCCGCGACGCGGCGGAAGAAGUGGCCAGUGCACGUACAGGCCCGAACGGGAACACCCCACAGGACGGCUUUCGCGUGGUGACGGACUACGUUGCCCGCGGUGUCCUCGGUGCGCCACCGCCGUACAAAGACGCGGGCCCCUUCGGCUGCCAACCACCAACAGUGCCGCUCCACCCCGGAGGAAGUCAUCAGCGGGUGGCGGCGGAAGUGGUCGGCGCGGACAACCUCGACAUUUGGUAG
Messenger RNA from Leishmania mexicana MHOM/GT/2001/U1103, 3723 nucleotides. RefSeq lists its product as hypothetical. Lineage: Eukaryota; Euglenozoa; Kinetoplastea; Trypanosomatida; Trypanosomatidae. Gene Ontology annotation, biological process: vesicle-mediated transport; endosome organization; organelle fusion. The record is from RefSeq and is a predicted model, not a curated record. Gene Ontology annotation, cellular component: HOPS complex; endosome. Bases 1 to 3723 code for a protein of 1240 amino acids. The transcript has a single exon. Gene Ontology annotation, molecular function: protein-macromolecule adaptor activity.